GAAGAAGCAAGUCGUCUCUCCCCUCCUCCUUUAGUAGAGCUCCAAGGCAAGAAUAGUUUUCCUAUCUGGACCUUGCUUCUCUAAUCGCAAUCCAUCUGAGUCUCGUUUAAUUCCAAUGGCGCCCGAUCUUGAAGCUAGGGCUAAAGCAGCCUUCAUCGACGACCACUUCGAAUUGGCCGUUGACCUGUACUCGGAGGCCAUUGACAUGAACCCUAAAAACGCCGAACUCUUUGCUGACCGCGCUCAGGCCAACAUCAAACUCCUGAACUUCACCGAGGCUGUAGCUGAUGCAACCAGAGCAAUUGAUUUGGAUCCUUCAAUGGCCAAGGCAUAUUUACGCAAAGGCACUGCAUGCAUCAAGCUUGAGGAAUAUCAGACUGCUAAGACAGCUUUGGAAACAGGUGCUUCCUUGGCACCUGAGGAACCAAGAUUCACUACUUUGAUCAAAGAAUGUGAAGAUCUUAUUGCAGAGGAAAAUGGUGAGCAACCAAAGCAGCCUUUUGAUAAAACAACAGCUAGUGUUGCAAUUCCUCCUGAUUCUCAAUUGUCGGAUAAAACUGAUGGAGCUGCAAAAGAUGACCAGCCAGUUUCUAACUCUUCCAAUCAGGUUACAAUGAUCUCAUCAACCAAACCAAAAUACAGGCAUGAAUAUUACCAGAAACCAAGUGAAUUGGUUGUGACUAUAUUUGCAAAGGGCAUACCAGCUAGCUGUGUUACAGUUGACUUUGGUGAACAAAUUCUCAGUGUUACGAUUGAUGCUCCUGGGGAGGAUUCCUACACCUUCCAACCUCGGUUAUUUGGAAAGAUAAAACCUGCUGAGUGCAAGUACGUUGUUCUGUCUACAAAGAUUGAAAUCCGCCUUGCAAAAGCUGAAGAUAUACAAUGGACAUCUCUUGAGUUCAGCACGGAUAUGAUAGUUCCACGGAGGAUAAAUGUGUCAUCAGUUUCUACCCAAAGACCCACUUACCCGUCCUCAAAACCAAAGAGAGGAGUAGAUUGGGAUAAACUUGAAGCUCAAGUGAAAAAAGAGGAGAAAGAAGAAAAGUUAGAUGGAGAUGCAGCUUUGAACAAAUUUUUCCGGGACAUCUACCAGGAUGCUGAUGAGGACACAAGACGAGCCAUGAGAAAAUCUUUUAUCGAGUCAAAUGGAACGGUGCUGUCAACUAACUGGAAAGAAGUGGGUUCAAAGAAGGUUGAAGGAAGCCCUCCGGAUGGUAUGGAGCUGAAGAAAUAUGAAUACUGAGUUGUUGGUCCAGUUGGAUUUUAUAUUUUUUUGGGUGUGAAAAAUCUCUCUUUUGGCAUACUUACCAUAACAUGUUGCUUGGUUAUGUUUGGAUUUGUUCAUAAUAUUAUUGGAAUCCAAAUGCACUCUACUUGGUAUAUAAUAUAAUUUUAUAUGCUGAGAAGGUAUUUGUGUGCUUAAGACAGCCUUAAACUCUACUUGAUUAUGUCAUUGAAGGUUAAGGGGAAUGUUUGUGGUUGUUUCUUUA
This is a messenger RNA of Cornus florida, 1490 nucleotides long. RefSeq names its product protein SGT1 homolog. The transcript has 10 exons. The record is from RefSeq and is a predicted model, not a curated record. Lineage: Eukaryota; Viridiplantae; Streptophyta; Magnoliopsida; Cornales; Cornaceae. Gene Ontology annotation, molecular function: protein-folding chaperone binding. Bases 116 to 1243 code for a protein of 375 amino acids. Gene Ontology annotation, cellular component: nucleus; cytoplasm. Gene Ontology annotation, biological process: protein stabilization; defense response to fungus.